AUGGCCGUGAGUCGUGCCGAGGCCGGCGAGGUUGCAGCGCCGUAUCUUGUCUUGCGGCAGCUCGCAAAAGAUGUCAAUGUCCGGCUCGCGAGUCCACUUGCGCUGGAUUCGGCACGCGCGGUGAAGUUGUUCGCCGUCGCCAAUUCGCACGGAUCGGCGUUUGUCGCGACGCCGCAGGGAAUCGACGUAUACAAACUCCAGAGUCUGCGUGAGACGUUCAAGGCGGAGCGUAAUGCGUGCCCACAGGCACAGCCUGCGUCCUCGCUCUCGACCGAGGCCUAUGGCGCCCCGGUCCAAUUCCUCGCCGUCGCCGACGCAGAGGCACGCCUCGUAUGUGGGCUGACGAACGGCACGGUGCUCGUAUAUGAAAUUGCAUCCAUGCAUAGCGCGCCGCGCCAGGUCGCGCCGCCGCAGCCCAACACGGCACUCACCUCGCUGAAACCGAACCCGGGCGAACGCGGCGAGCUGUGCUUGGCCGUGUACGCUGCGAGCACUGAGGGGGGGAGCGCAUACGUGCUCGACAUACGUGCUGGCGAGUGGCGCGCAUCGCUGCCCGAGGCCAACGUUACCGCCGCCGACUGGUCGGCCAAGGGCAAGCAGCUCGUGCUUGGCCUGCGCUCGGGCGAAAUCGCACAGCUCACGCCAGAGGGCGAGGCCAAGGCACGUCUCGCUGCACCCCCAGAGGCGGGUCGCCCGCUGUAUGUCGAGGACGUGCUGUGGCUCGAGAACCAUGUCUUUCUCGUCACGUACAACACGGUCUCGGACGAGCUCACGCACGAAUACGAUGUCUAUGUCGUCCUCCGCGAUGCCAAGGCACAGUCGUGCACCUACGCCCAGUUUCCGCUGGACGUUGCACCGCCGUUUGGUGACACAAGCCGGCGCGGCACACGGUAUCUGGCCGCGCUGCGCGCGUGGGACAAGGAAAAGCACCUCGUGUUUAUAGCGAGCGGGCCCAGCACCGAUGUCGGUGUGAUUGAGUGCAAGGCCGAUGCGGCGGGCGUCGCGGCAUGGAACGUGCUCGAGCUCGAGGACACGUCGCGCCCGGCACUGCCGUUUUCGUCCGUGGACGAAUCGUCGGACACGUCGCCCGUCGCCCUCGCCCUCGACUUGACGGCGACCGAACCGAUUGCCGAUCCGAACGCGGCCGCAAAGGGCGAGGACCCGGCCGCAACGCUUCCCGCGACGCCGAUUCUCUUGGUCUACACGAGCGAUGGUGUCCUGCUUGCCUACAAUGUGAUCAAUGCAGAUGCAAAGGAUGCUUAUCCUGGCAUGGUCCACGCAACGCAAGGUGCGGCGCAGGGCCAGGCACCGCCGCCGCCAUCGAGCGCCACUGCGUUUGGGUCGACUUCGACACCGAGCGCGGCCGCGUUCGGAUCGACGUCCACGCCGAAUGCACCUGCGUUUGGUUCGACGUCCACGCCGAGCGCCUCUGCAUUUGGAUCGACAUCUACCCCUAGUGCCCCGGCUUUUGGAUCGACUUCUACGCCGGGCGCCCCGGCUUUUGGAUCCACUUCGGGCCCGUCCGCCUUUGGCAAACCCGCGUUUGGCCAGACGGCGUCGGGCGGAGGAUUCGGUGCUUUUGGCGGUGCAAAGUCGGCAUUUGGAUCGUCGUCCGGAUCGGCCUUUGGGGCGGCCGGCAACACGAACUCUGCUCCCGCUUUUGGAAGCACGUCGACGCCUUCUGCAUUCGGAAGCACAGCGUCCCCCUCGGCAUUUGGAAGUGCUUCGGGUACCUCGGCAUUUGGCUCGCCAGCUUUUGGCCAGUCGUCGGGCUUUGGCGCGGCAGCGUCCAAGCCUUCAGCGUUCGGUACGACCGCGACCCCUGCCUUUGGCCAGUCGUCGGCGUUUGACAAGCCUUCGACUCCGGGCUCGACUGGUACGAAUUCCGCAUUCAGCUCGAUGGCCGGUAAGCCGACGGGCUUCGGCGCCGUGAGCAGCUCCAACAGCGGCUCCGUCUUUGGCUCGGGCGGCGCGUUCGACAAGGGCAAGCCUGCAUUCGAGGGUGCGACCCCUGCGCCCAAACCCGAGCCAGAGUCGGGUAUGGAAGCAGAGCCUAUCGACGACGGAAACAAGGGUGCCUUCUCGUUCGGCUCGAUGAACGAUAUGAUGGAUACCAAGCCGGCGCAGGAAAGCACGCCGACUCCCAAUACCCCUUCGGCACCUGAGUCUCGUACGACUCCUGCCUCGACGCCGUCUGCGUUUGGGUUUGCCGCAAGUCAGCCGAAGCCUUCGGCUGGGUUCUCGUUCGGCCAGUCCGCGCCCAAGGCACCAGAGCCGGUGACGCCGACCAAAGCGCGUGAGCAAAAGCAGGCCCCUGCAUUUUCAUUUGCUAAUCCCGAAGAGAAGAAAGACCGGCCUGCAUUUUCGUUUGCCAAGCCAGACGAGAAGGAGGAAAAGAAGGACGCAGCAGCCUUUUCGUUCGCAAAGCCAGAGGAAAAGAAAGACGCGCCUGCUUUUUCUUUUGCCAAGCCCGAGGAGAAGAAGGGCGCGCCCUCCUUCUCGUUUGCCAAGCCAGAUGAGAAGAAAGACGAAAAGAAGGACGCUCCUGCUUUCUCUUUCGCCAAGCCCGAGGCUCAGAAAGACGAAAAGGAAGAAAAGAAGGAUGCACCUGCCUUUUCCUUCUCCAAGCCUGAAGAAAAGCAGGAUGAAAAGAAGGAAGAGAAGAAGGACACUCCUGCUUUCUCCUUUGCGAAACCCGACACGCAGAAAGAUGACAAGGAGGCUAAGGAGGACGCGCUCCCUGCUUUGUCUGCUAAGCCUGCGGAGAAGGGAGAGGAGGAGAAGGAUGCCAAAGAUGGCCCUGCAUUCUCCUUUUCCAAGCCAGAGGAGAAAAAGGAAGACAACAAGGAUGCUCCCGCAUUCUCCUUCUCCAAACCUGAAAAGAAGCAGGACGAGAAAAAAGAGGACAAGAAGGAUGCUCCUGCCUUCUCGUUCGCUAAGCCCGAAGAGAAAAAGGAAGAGAAUAAAAACACCCCUUCAUUUUCCUUUGCGAAGCCCGAGACCAAGGACGAGAAGAAGGAAGAGAAAAAGGGUACACCUUCCUUCUCCUUUGCGAAGCCGGAGGAAAAGAAGGAUGCGCCAGCUUUCUCAUUCGCCAAACCUGACGAUGGGAAUGAUAACAAGAAGGAUACCGCCGCUUUCUCGUUUGCAAAACCUGGAGAAAAGAGCACGACGACCCCGUCCAAGCCUGAGGGAAAGAAGGACGAGGAAAAGGACGCUCCUUCCUUUUCCUUCGCCAAGCCUGAGGAUAAGAAGGAGGAACAGAAGAGUGCUCCUGCAUUCUCUUUCUCAAAUCCAGAGAAGGAAGAGAAGAAAGACGACACUACUGUGUCGCAGCCUGAGGACAAGAAAGACGCCCCUGCUUUUUCUGUUGCCAAGCCGGAGGAAAAGAGCGAAGAGGGGAAUGCCACUGCCUUUUCUUUCACCAAGUCUGACGGCAAGAAGGACGAGACGAAGGAUGCACCCACCUUCUCCUUUGCCAAGCCAGAGGAAAAGAAAGAGGACAAGAAGGACGCACCCACCUUCUCCUUUGCCAAUCCUGAGGAAAAGAAAGAGGACAAGAAGGACGCACCCACCUUCUCUUUUGCCAAGCCUGAGGAAAAGAAAGAGGACAAGAAGGACGCACCCACCUUCUCUUUUGCCAAGCCUGAGGAAAAGAAAGAAGAAAUUAAACCUGCCCCUGCUUUCUCGUUCGCGAAACCUGACGAGAAGAAAGGCGAUUCUAAGACGGCCCUUGCUUUCUCUUUCGCCAGGCCUGAGGACAAGAAGGGUGAGACACAUGGUGGCUCUGCCUUCUCUUUCGCCAAGCCUGACGAGAAGAAGGAUGCACCUGCCUUCUCGUUUGCCAAAUCUGACGAGAAGAAUGGGGAGCAGAAGAGCGCUCCGGCCUUUUCCUUUGCCAAGUCUGAGAAAAAGAAAGAUGCUCCUCCCACUUUCUUCAGCAAGCCUGACGAGAAAAAGGAGGAACCCAGGGCGUCUCCUGCGUUCUCGUUUGCUAAGCCAGAAGAAAAGAAGGACGCCCCCGCCUUUUCCUUUGCCAAGUCGGAGCCCAAGGAGGCUGACAAGGCCAAGAGUGCCCCUGCUUUCUCGUUUGCCUCGCAAGACAAGCCGAAAGAGUCUCCUGCCGCCAAACCAGUUGAAAGCAACGAGAUGGAAAAGCAGAGCGGGGACAAGCCGAGGGAUGCGUCCUUCUUCGCCAAGAGCGAACCGGCGAGCGCCAUUGCGCCCAAAGAAAAGUCGCCUGAAGCGCCUGCUAAGCUCGAUGGUGUGCCUUUGCAAGACAUCAAGGUGCCCAGGGUCCACCUGUCCUCUCUUCCUGCGCCGUCGGUACCGGCAGAGGAAGGCGAAUUGCAGCGUGAGUUUGCCAAGAUCUACCUCGGCCUGAAUGCGGAGCUGGAUGCGCUCAAGAGCCAGGCGAAAGAGACCGCGGCUUUCUACGACAAACUGCGUACGCCCUCGGCCCCUACAAAGCAUACGGCGGAUCUGGACUCACCAACGUGGACGAUGGGUGACCUGUCGUCUCUUACGCCAGUUGCACAGCAAUUGAGCGCCGAUAUUGCCAAGGUUGAUCGUGCAUUUGCAGAGAACCAGCAGCGUGUUGCGGGCCUGCAAAGUGUGCAGCUCAAGGCCGAGAUCAAGCGUGACGAAACCACGCGAUUCUUGCGCGCUCGUAAGGAUCCCUCCUUUGCGAAGCUGGUGCGUGUUCGCCACCUCGGCCCCGAACAUGUCGAGAACCAGCAGCGCCUGCGCCGUUCUACGCACCUUGUGCGUGAGCGUAUGCAGGAACUGGACGAACACCUGCAGACCAUCAAGACUGCCAUUGCCAACGACAAGGCCGGUCGGCAGCCUAUGCAUGCGCCGUCGCUUGACUCGGUGUAUCGCUCUGCGGAUCAUAUCACGACGCUGGCCGCGCGCCGUCUCGCUGAGCUCGAUCGUCUGAACGCAGAGCUGAAUGAGCUGCGCCCUAGCGCGGCCCCUGAAAUUGUUCGCGAGCCGAGUGUGCCGCUGACGCCCCGCAAGACGAGCGGCGCUCUGGACUCGAUCGGCGCCUUGCACAAUACCCUGCCUGCUGUCUCGAACGCGGCCGAUGUGCAGGCCGAGCGGGACGCACAGCGUGCGGCGAUGCAGACGCUUUUCACGAUGCGCGAUACGCCACUCGUGACGAAUGCCACCAUGGAAGCGAGUCUUCCUGCCGACGCCAAGGUUAGCUUGCCGGUGACAAGGCCCAUUGCGCUGCGAGGCGUUGUGCGCUCCAAACGCCCGCCGGCACCGAAACCGGCGCCAUGCGAAGUGCCCGAGUCGGCCGCCAUGCCUACGGAGGAGAAAAAAGAGGCGCCUGUCGACUUUUUCGCGACAUCGACACCGUCGGGUGUGAGUACGCCCAUGCCCGCUACGACAACGCCCGUGCGCUCCCCUUCGUUCUUCUCGAGCUUGACGAGCAACAAGCAGGCUCUGCACUCGUCGCAUGUGCCUGCACAAUAUACCACGUUCGAGGGACUCGUGCCGCCGCGCCGUAUCUCGCCGCCGACCGAUCUGACGUUGGACGAGUUUGUCGCCCAGGAUGGAGAGGACGACGACGACGACGACGACGAUUAUGACGACUACGACGACGACUACGGUGAGGACGAAGACGAGGAUGAGGACGAGGAGGCGUACGAAGACGAGGACGAUGAAGACGUCGAUUAG
Malassezia japonica is the source of this 5685-nucleotide messenger RNA. RefSeq lists its product as uncharacterized. Lineage: Eukaryota; Fungi; Basidiomycota; Malasseziomycetes; Malasseziales; Malasseziaceae. The record is from RefSeq and is a predicted model, not a curated record. Bases 1 to 5685 code for a protein of 1894 amino acids. The transcript is spliced from 3 exons. Gene Ontology annotation, molecular function: protein binding.